Capsicum annuum is the source of this 1314-nucleotide messenger RNA. RefSeq names its product kinesin-like protein KIN-14L. Gene Ontology annotation, molecular function: ATP binding; microtubule binding; microtubule motor activity. Lineage: Eukaryota; Viridiplantae; Streptophyta; Magnoliopsida; Solanales; Solanaceae. Gene Ontology annotation, biological process: microtubule-based movement. The transcript has 9 exons. The annotation marks the transcript as partial. The record is from RefSeq and is a predicted model, not a curated record.
AAACCUCUUGUAAGAUCAGUGAUGGAUGGUUACAAUGUAUGCAUUUUUGCUUAUGGUCAAACUGGAUCUGGGAAAACAUAUACUAUGUCUGGCCCGGGAGGUGACUCAACAAAGGAAUUUGGAAUCAAUCAAUUGGCUCUGAAUGAUCUAUUCCUAUUAUCUGAUGAAAGGAAGGACAUCAUGAGUUAUAAGAUCCACGUUCAAAUGGUCGAGAUAUAUAAUGAGCAAAUUCGUGAUCUUCUUGCAGACGAUCCUUUGCUUACUAAAUUGGAAAUUAGAAGUUGCAUGAACGGAAACGGUCUACCUCUGCCUGAUGCAAUGCAUCCAGUGAAUUGCGCUAGAGAUGUUAUAGAUCUGAUGAAACUUGGUGACGUGAACCGUGCUGUUGGCUCUAUUGCCAUGAACAACCGCAGUAGUCACUCACACAGUGUGCUGACUGUGCACGUGCAUGGUGAAGAUACAUCUGGAAACAUAAUCCAUAGUAGCCUACAUUUGGUGGAUCUUGCUGGUAGUGAACGAGUUGACAAGUCGGAAGUUACUGGUGACGGCCUCAAAGAGGCACAACAUAUUAACAAGUCUCUCUCUUGCUUGGGUGAUGUGAUCACAGCAUUGGCACAGAAGAACUCCCACAUCCCCUAUAGAAAUAGCAAACUCACCUUACUCUUGCAGAACUCUUUAGGUGGACAUGCGAAAACGUUGAUGUUUGCUCAUGUCAGUCCUGAAGGGGAUUCCUUUGGACAAACAAUUAGUACUCUGAAGUUUGUACAGAGGGUUUCGAGUGUGGAACUUGGUGCAGCUUGUUUAAAUAAAGAGAACGUCGAAGUUUUAGAGCUCAAGGCAGAGAUCGAGACCCUUAAAAAGGCGUUGGCUAACAAGGAAGCACUAACUCCUCAAACUAACAAACCAAAGGAAGCAUCAAGGACACCUUUCCAGAAGCCUAAAGCAACAGCUGAAAGUUUGCAGAACAUCGAGACCCUUAAAAAGGCGUUGGCUAACAAGGAAGCACUAACUCCUCAAACUAACAAACCAAAGGAAGCAUCAAGGACACCUUUCCAGAAGCCUAAAGCAACAGCUGAGCUUCAGGAAGGAUAUGAUGCCACAAAAUUGUAUGAUCAAGCGGCUCCUCGGAGUCCAACUUCUGGUUUUAAAAGACAACAGCCUCCUCGGAGUCCAACUUCUGGUUUUAAAAGCCAGCAGCCUCCUCGGAGUCCAACUUCUGGUUUCAAAAGCCAGCAGGCACCUCGGAGUCCAACUUCCGCUUUGAAGAGCUGUAAUGUACCUAGGAGUCCAACAAAUGCUGCCAUCAAAAGCCAG